AGAUCCCUCGAGAGUCAUGCUGUUUCACGAGGUGUGGGGGAGGAGCCUGUGUCGCUCGAUGGAGAGAUCGGUUGACGUAGAGCAGGAGUAUCCCGGAGGGGUGGAGCACAUCUACAGCCCCGCGUGCGUACCCCUCUGGCGCUGCUCUGGUUGCUGUGGAGACGAAAACCUGGAGUGCACGCCCACUCUUACCCGCAACGUCACCAUGCAGCUGUUGAGGAUAACUCCAUCUCAUAGGAAGAAGCAGUAUGUGGAGCUGACGUUUGUGGAGCACCAGAUCUGUGAGUGCAGACCCAGACUGGUCCAAAUGAAUAAUAAAAGCCAUGUGUCAGGCAGGACCAGACCAAGAAGGAAGAAACACAGGAAGAGAGCCAAAGACUGUGGCAAGUGUCGUCGCCCACCUGGGUAGGAACAUCCUCAUCGCCUCACCUCAGGCCUCUGUCCAAUCAGAUAACGCACGAGGCCACAUACAAGCCGGUCAGCAGAUAUACACCCAUUGUACCUCUCAGACACAAGAUACUUGAAGUGGUUGUCCUCAGUGGUUAGCAGGGCACCAGAUAUCCAUAGUUUCCAAAUCGUGUACCUAACUUUUUCUUCUUUUUUUUUUUUUUUUUUUUUUUUACAUGGGCAUAUUUCAGAUAUCCACGUCCAAUUCUUUCCUUUCAUCUUAUAAUUGCUACCACAGUAGCCGGGUAGCUACUUCCAUGGGCACAAGAGGGAUGGGUGGGAGGGGUACCAGAGAUAACCGGUUCCCAAGAGGAAAGGGAUUAAGCCAACACCCAUACUUCAGUAACUGCUCUGCCAUGGGACACUGACUAAACACCCUUUGGCGCUACCAUGUUGCUUGUGAAACAAUUUAUACGGUAUCAAAAUACAGAACCCCAUUUAUUUCGUUCUAGUGGACUAGUGCACAACCAAACGUGAGGAGAGAAUCUUGAAUUUUGACAAUGAGGCCUGGCCUCUGAGGUUUGUGGAAGGAUUGUAUUUGCAUGGCAACAAGGGUACUGUGACAGUUGUAACUUUUUUUUGGGGGGGGGGGGAACAAAUGUAUGUACAGUCUUUUUUGUCUUUACAUUAAAAUGUUAUCUUAAUGCAUUACAAAUUAUAGGCUAUUUCAAGUUUUUCCUUCUACAAAUACAGUUGUAGCGAAUGCUAUUGUAAUAAA
Messenger RNA from Hypomesus transpacificus, 1165 nucleotides. RefSeq names its product placenta growth factor-like. Gene Ontology annotation, cellular component: membrane. The coding region runs from base 17 to 409 and encodes 130 amino acids. Gene Ontology annotation, biological process: induction of positive chemotaxis; vascular endothelial growth factor signaling pathway; vascular endothelial growth factor receptor signaling pathway. The record is from RefSeq and is a predicted model, not a curated record. Gene Ontology annotation, molecular function: chemoattractant activity; growth factor activity; vascular endothelial growth factor receptor binding. The transcript has 6 exons. Lineage: Eukaryota; Metazoa; Chordata; Actinopteri; Osmeriformes; Osmeridae.